This is a messenger RNA of Tuber melanosporum (Perigord truffle), 1584 nucleotides long. RefSeq lists its product as uncharacterized. Gene Ontology annotation, cellular component: membrane. Gene Ontology annotation, molecular function: carbohydrate:proton symporter activity. Lineage: Eukaryota; Fungi; Ascomycota; Pezizomycetes; Pezizales; Tuberaceae. The transcript is spliced from 6 exons. Gene Ontology annotation, biological process: carbohydrate transport; transmembrane transport. Bases 1 to 1584 code for a protein of 527 amino acids. The record is from RefSeq and is a predicted model, not a curated record.
AUGGGGUCCGGGGAGACAAUUUUCUCCGACAUCGAGAACUUUGAGGGGGAUUCUAACGACUCGGGGAAAAACGCGAUUGCACCAAGUAAUAUCGACGCCAUAGUUCAAGAGAACAAGUCAUCGCUGUUGAGCAGGAAUUCGUUGAAGCUUUACUUUUGUCUCCUUGUGAGUUACUUGGUAUCGACCAUGAACGGAUACGAUGGCUCUCUCAUGGGCGCUGUGAAUGACAUGGAACAGUAUCAGAGGUCGUUUGGUCUGAACGGUAAGGGCUCCAGUACUGGGAUAGUUUUCAUCAUCUACAACUUGGGACAAAUCGCCGCCUUCCCAGCGAUUGGGUGGCUCGCAGACGGAUAUGGAAGGCGCUGGGGUAUGUUCGUUGGUUGUGCAAUUGUGGUUGUUGGAACGGCGGUGCAGUCCACUGCCAAUGGCUUAGGACAAUUCCAAGGGGGGAGGUUCAUUCUUGGAUUCGGCGCGGCGAUCGCUUGUGCUUCUGCCCCAGCGUACGCUGUUGAAUUAUCUCACCCAAAAUACCGGGGCACCCAGGCUGGCCUCUACAAUGUCUGCUGGUACGUGGGUUCUAUUAUUGCGGGAUGGUGCUGUGUCGGUAGCAAUCGCCACAUGAAUAACUCGUGGGCAUGGAGGACUCCGACUGUCGUUCAGGGAGCCAUUCCUGCCAUAGUUGCUAUUCUUAUCUUCUUCAUACCAGAAUCCCCCCGUUGGCUAAUCGCUCAGGGCCGGGACGAGGAGGCCAUCGAGAUUCUAGCUAAAUACCACGGCGAAGGCGAUCGCCACUCCUCGGUCGUGCAGGCUGAGUUCCGAGAGAUGAGUGAGCAAAUUGGAACCGAAUGCUCAGAUAAAAUAUGGUGGGACUACCGCGAUCUAGUAAACACCCGAGCAGCCAGAUACAGACUUGGUCUCGUCGCCACCGUUGCCUUCUUUGGUCAAUGGUCCGGAAACAAUGUCGUAUCAUACUACAUGCCGACAAUGUUCCAGCAGACGGGUAUCGACUCUUCGGACACCCGUCUCGUCCUCAACGGAAUCUAUCCGGUAUUCUGCAUGUUUGCAGCCAUCUGGGGCGCAACCCUUCUUGACAAACUUGGUCGUAGGCCGAUGCUCAUUGUGGCCACCGCCUUCACCGUAGUCUGCUUCUCCAUCAUCACCGCGGGGACCGCUGUCUCGUCAACUUCAAAGGGUGCUUCGUACGCUGUUAUCGCGUUCAUCUAUAUAUUUGGUAUGGUAUACUCGUGGGCGUAUACUCCUCUGCAAACGCUCUACAGCACCGAGGUUCUCGAGACAAGGACUCGCGCUAAGGGUUCUGGGCUCAACUUUUUGUUCGUGAACAUUGCCAUGUGCGUGAAUAUCUUCGCUGCGCCGGUCGCCAUGGAGGCUAUCGGGUGGAGGUACUACAUUGUCUUCAUCGGAUGGAAUUGCUUCGAGGUCUUUGUCAUCUGGAUGUGGUUCGUCGAGACGGCAGGGCAUACCCUCGAGCAAAUCUCCGAGAUCUUUGAGAGUAGAAAUCCAGUCAAGAUGAGCUUGGAGACAAGGAAGAGGAACAGGGUUCGGAACAGCAUUAAUAAUAUAUGA